AUGAACCUGAAGUGGGCCCCCAACGGGCGCCGCUUAUUGUGUUCCACUGGCCGCGGCGAGUUUCUACUCUUCAAUGGGCACUCGUUUGGUGUGGAGGUCAAGACGGUUGCUCACGAAGAUCAUCGGCCCUGCCGGGCCAUUACGUGGGGAAACAAUAGCGACUUGAUCAUCAGUGGCGACGAUGCGGGUAUCGUGAAACUGUGGUUGUCAAACUUUGUUCUUGUGGCGGAGUAUAACUCGAAUCACCGAGCUGUUCGCGAAGUGACGUGGUCACCACUGGAGGGGAAGUUCUGUACCUGUGGGCAGGAUGGGUCUGCGCGUGUGUGGGAUACAAACGCGGUGGGCAUCAACCCUCAGGAAGCACGGGAGGAGGUGAAGUUAGAGGGACACGGGGGUGACGUGGUGACAGUAGAUUGGCACCCGUUUCACUCCCUUAUUCUCACAGGAAGUCAGGAUCGGGAUUGCCGGCUCUGGGAUCCGCGCACCGCGUCACGCGGCAGCAUCGCGGCUUUGCAGGGACACGCCCAGUCCGUUAAUUGCGUGCGGUGGAAUCCCAAUGGUACAACGCUGCUCUCCGCGUCGAAGGACUGUACAGUGAACCUCUGGGACAUACGAAUGGUCCAAGUGGUGGCGUCGUACGAGGCUCAUUCAAAGUCCGUGGAGCGUGUGGAGUGGCACCCGCAGGUGCCGGACCUUUUCGUGAGUGCAGGCGCGGACGGAAGCCUCAUGUAUUGGCCGGUGGAUGCAUGCGAGGGGACCCCGCGACAGGACGGCGUGAUGGUCGUCAUACGCGAGGCUGCAGUUGUCGAAAACGCACACGAUCGCUUCCGCGAUGUCGCCAACGCGGUGAAUGCCGUCGCCUGGAGCCCGUUGGGGAGCCUACUUGCCUCCUGCUCGGCGGAGGUAAAGUAUUGGCACCGCAACAAGCCAGGCGCGCUCGAGGAAAAGGAGCGUGGCGAGGAGGACGACGUUUUCGAUGCGAAUGAGAAGCUGUGA
Trypanosoma grayi is the source of this 996-nucleotide messenger RNA. RefSeq names its product WD-40 repeat protein. The transcript has a single exon. NCBI's taxonomy places the organism in Eukaryota, Euglenozoa, Kinetoplastea, Trypanosomatida, Trypanosomatidae. Bases 1 to 996 code for a protein of 331 amino acids. The record is from RefSeq and is a predicted model, not a curated record. Gene Ontology annotation, molecular function: protein binding. Gene Ontology annotation, cellular component: mRNA cleavage and polyadenylation specificity factor complex.